AUGGGGAAAGCGGGCAAAUGGAUUAGAAACUUCCUUCUAGGGAAAAGAGAAGAGAAAUUCAAGAAGAUUGAUGCGUGCCACCCUGAGAAUAAGGCUAUCAACAUGGGAAGUCAGAUUGUGAAUCCCAAAGUGAAGCGCAAAUGGAGCUUUGGAAAAUUAACAGGUGGAAAGAUAACAAGCAAGGUAUCAGGUCAUAAAUUUUCCAGAUCUUUUGACUCAGGAGACUCUGCAAAACUGCAAAUACAAACCUUGUUGGAAACUCAGACUCCGAGGAUUCUUUCAACAGCACUGGCUAAGGUUUGUGAAGACACUGAGUUUGAAACCACAGCUGCUACAAAGAUUCAAGCUGCCUUUCGUUCAUAUUUGGCAAGGAAAGCAUUGUAUGCUUUAAGGGGACUAGUCAAGUUGCAGGCACUAGUGAGGGGUCACCUUGUAAGGAAACAAACAACAACUACAAUGCGUGGCAUGCAUGCGUUGAUGGCCAUACAAGUUAGAGCCCGAAUUCAAAGAAUUCAGAUGGCAGAGGAAGCAAAUCUCCUCUGGAAACAGCCUAUGCAACAUAGAGAAAUGCCACACUUGAAAGAUCUCAUAACAGAAGAAAAUAAAGAUUCGGGCGAUAUGAGUCUAGAAGAAAUGUUGGAGGUUUGGAAAAGUAGAAGUGGCCCUUUAGAUGGUUCACACGAUAAAAGAGGGCAUGAUUCUAUGACAUAUUAUUCGAAGCAUCUGCCAGUUUCCAGACGAGAAAACCAACACAAGAAUGCUUUACUAGCAGAAUCAAACAGCCAAGGAAACUACCGGGACAUGUCUGAAUUUAACCUAACCACAAUGGCCUUAUCAACCUCUCAGCGCCAUCCAGUACCCCAUCGCCAAUCAUGGUCACCAAAUUACAUGAACAAGACAGAAUCUUCGAGGGCUAAAGCAAGGUCUCACAGUGAACCAAAACAACGACCCAGAUGGGGAAUGAGGCACAAAAGCAAGUCUGUGGAAUCUCCACGGAAUGGUCCAAGACAAAAUCUUUUCUCCAAUUCGUUACGCUUCGAUCAUGGAAACCAGGACCAUUGCGUUAUCAGUCUUCAUGGAUCAAUGAAAGAUAGCAAGCGCGAUUCCUUCGGCAGCAGCACCGGCACGGUUACUAGUGAUUCCUAUUAUUGAAUAUCUUGCUUAGUUACAGA
Molecule: messenger RNA, 1172 nt
Organism: Abrus precatorius (Indian licorice)
Lineage: Eukaryota; Viridiplantae; Streptophyta; Magnoliopsida; Fabales; Fabaceae
Product: protein IQ-DOMAIN 14-like
Exons: 3
Coding region: 1-1152 (383 amino acids)
Molecular function (GO): protein binding
Source: RefSeq, a predicted model, not a curated record